CUCAGCCGCCGGGAGCUGCCCCUUCCGCGGCCGCCGGGGGAGCGCGGGGCUGCAGCGGCGCUCGGAGCCGGGGCAGAAGGAGCGGAGCCGGGCCAGGCGCGGGCGCUGCCGCGGGACCAGGUGGAGUGUCCUGUCCUGUAGCCAAGAUGUGGCCGUUGGUGUCCAUCCUGUGUGUCUUGGUGGCCUUUGCUAAUGCUCGCAGCAUUCCUUAUUACCCACCUCUUUCCAGUGACUUGGUCAACCACAUCAACAAGCUCAACACCACCUGGAAGGCAGGGCACAACUUCCACAACACUGACAUGAGCUAUGUGAAGAAGCUCUGUGGCACCUUCCUGGGUGGGCCCAAGCUCCCCGAGAGGGUGGAUUUUGCUGCAGACAUGGAGCUGCCUGAUAACUUCGACUCACGGACGCAGUGGCCUAACUGUCCCACCAUCAAUGAGAUAAGAGACCAGGGCUCCUGUGGCUCUUGCUGGGCUUUUGGUGCCGUUGAAGCGAUAUCAGACAGGAUCUGCGUUCACACCAACGCCAAGGUGAGCGUGGAGGUGUCGGCGGAGGAUCUGCUGUCCUGCUGCGGUUUCGAAUGUGGCAUGGGGUGCAAUGGGGGUUACCCUUCCGGAGCAUGGAGGUACUGGACAGAGAGGGGCCUUGUGUCUGGGGGUCUCUACGAUUCCCAUGUGGGCUGCCGUCCCUACUCCAUUCCCCCCUGCGAGCACCACGUCAAUGGCUCCCGGCCACCCUGCACAGGGGAAGGGGGAGACACCCCCCGGUGCAGCCGCCACUGCGAGCCUGGCUACACGCCCUCGUACAAGGAGGACAAGCACUAUGGUAUCACAUCCUACGGUGUCCCUCGCAGUGAGAAGGAAAUCAUGGCUGAGAUCUACAAGAAUGGCCCAGUGGAAGGAGCCUUCAUUGUCUAUGAGGACUUCCUGAUGUACAAGUCUGGAGUGUACCAGCAUGUGUCAGGGGAGCAGGUGGGAGGCCACGCCAUCCGGCUGCUGGGCUGGGGUGUGGACAAUGGCACACCAUACUGGCUGGCUGCCAACUCCUGGAACACCGACUGGGGUGACAACGGCUUCUUCAAAAUCCUACGAGGAGAGGACCACUGUGGCAUCGAGUCUGAGAUCGUGGCUGGCAUCCCCAGGACGGAGCAGUACUGGAGGAAGGUGUAACCUCAAUCAAACCACAAAUAACCCUCAGCCCCUGAUGCUUUUAACUGAUAGCGGGUUGGGUGCACAGCCCUUUCCCCCACUAUCCCCACUCCCACUUCUAAGAGACUAUAGUUGAGGUUACUUUUAUUAAAAGCUUUUUAUCUUUUUGUUUUAAUUGUAUGGUGGAGGUGGAGUUGCUCUCUGCAAGCCCUCUGUUCCCCAUGGGUCACAGCUCUGGGGCAUCUCCUGCCCAAAGGACUGCUGGAGGGCUCACUGGCCUCCCACAGUGUGGUGUGUGCCUCGACCCCUUCCAGCCCAGUUUGCUGCUGGGAAGCUGGGAAGCAGUGAGACUUUGGGCUUGGCAGGGGCAGUGGAGAUGCUUCCACUGGGAAGCCAUGGCCUGGGGUGAUUUGUACACCCCAGGCUGGGUUGGUCUGGCUGUUUGCACCCAAAACAAGCAGAGUACAUUAGUAUGUGCCUUGAACUGGCUAAACUUAGACCUAUUAAUGAUGAAAUACUGACAGACUUGACAUGGGGCUGGCUCUGGCAAGAGCUGCCUUGAGGCCCUCUUCCUGCCUGCAACAAGUCCUUUGCGCAUCACUUGCUCUGUUCCUUCCAUCCAUCUGCUUUUUAAACCACUUCUUUGUUUUUGUCUGCUGUAGUCUGGGGUUAUUGAUCCUAGAGAGUGGAGCUCCUGAUCAAAGCAUCCUGCAAGCACCCAGGAGCAUGCCAGGAAGGGCAAAUCACUUAUCUGUGGUCAUGGCAUGGCAAAGGUGCUGCACCCUAAACUGGUGUGGUGCUUUGGGACUGGGGGUGCUGAAGGCUUAGCAGAGAGGAGGGAUGUUCCCCAGCUGUGCUGCAGGGAGCUCAGGCAGAUGGCUUGCAGGUAUCUCACUAACUUUGCACUCAAUGGAAGCUUUUUUUUUUUUUUGGUUUUUGAGCCCAGGCAUCAAGGAAGAAGAAAAAAACCCUUAUUUUUGUUACUGGGGCAAGGUGUAAUAGCUGUGUAGGAGGAAUCAUGUAAUUUGCCAACACUAAUAUAAUGAAGGAGGGUUUUUUUUCUUAAAGCACAAAGUAUAUUGCUGAGCUGAGGCUACAGCCCUGAACCGCGUGCAGCAGCCUCUCCCUCGCACUGUAAAAUAGCCCCUUACCUCUGCUUACUCAGCCACCAGUGAGACAGAGCUGUGCUGUGUACAAUUGGAUCAACUGUGCCAAUAAAUGACUUCUCCUCUA
Colius striatus (speckled mousebird) is the source of this 2381-nucleotide messenger RNA. It is a transcript of the gene CTSB, whose product is annotated as cathepsin B. Gene Ontology annotation, cellular component: lysosome. The record is from RefSeq and is a predicted model, not a curated record. The transcript has 10 exons. Lineage: Eukaryota; Metazoa; Chordata; Aves; Coliiformes; Coliidae. Gene Ontology annotation, biological process: regulation of catalytic activity. Gene Ontology annotation, molecular function: cysteine-type endopeptidase activity. The coding region runs from base 147 to 1169 and encodes 340 amino acids.